This is a messenger RNA of Racocetra persica, 434 nucleotides long. Lineage: Eukaryota; Fungi; Glomeromycota; Glomeromycetes; Diversisporales; Gigasporaceae. The record is from the annotation of a GenBank genome assembly.
AUACCAAAAGACCAUUCCAAGUUGCGCGUAUUGGAAAAUGGAAUCUAACAGGUGACGGAGGGUGUGACAUGUUCGUGUUUCUUUCUUUUAACAAAAAAGAUAGAGGGUUUCUAGUUCCUAUCCAGAUUAAAUACCGGUCAACGGAAAAUCUACAAAUAUAUGAUCCCAAAAUAAAUUAUGAGGGUGGUUCCAAGACAUUAAAUCAUUAUUUACGUGAUUUUGAUGAGUUAUUAUCCCGUAUGAUCCUCGAUGAAAAUGAGAGUUCUUUUAGGAUACGCUAUGGAAUUUUCAUUGUCAAUAACAAAGUUCAUAUCCCUGAAUGGUAUCCUAGUACCACGAAUGUUGUUAUAGGUAAACAAACCCAAUUCUAUGGUAGUGGGGAAACCAUACUCAACAAGACUGACAGGGCAAUGAUAGCAGCACAUACAGAUACC